Messenger RNA from Ziziphus jujuba (common jujube), 2233 nucleotides. RefSeq names its product protein NRT1/ PTR FAMILY 5.10. Gene Ontology annotation, biological process: transmembrane transport; dipeptide transport. Bases 401 to 2065 code for a protein of 554 amino acids. The transcript is spliced from 4 exons. Lineage: Eukaryota; Viridiplantae; Streptophyta; Magnoliopsida; Rosales; Rhamnaceae. Gene Ontology annotation, cellular component: membrane. The record is from RefSeq and is a predicted model, not a curated record. Gene Ontology annotation, molecular function: dipeptide transmembrane transporter activity; tripeptide transmembrane transporter activity.
GGUGUCACGCUUUAUAUAUAAAGCAUCAAAUUAAUAUAAUGCCAUCAGAUCUGAAUCAAAUAAAAGAAUGUGAAACAUAAACCUUGUCAGAUUCAGAAUAUUAUUUACUAAUCGGAGUUUGACCAGCCUCACCUCUGCACGUUAUCAUUAAUGUCUAAUUUCUUUUGGAUAUGAUUUUGGUUGACGUAUAUAUGCAUGUUCCACAUUCUAGUUAUUUAUUAUUUCAUCCUAACUUUAAUUAAUAAAUCAAAUAAUUACCAGCUCAUUUACAAAUCUCACAUUGACCAUGAUAACAACUAUAUAAAGCAGUAGCAUUUUUUCUUUAGUACUCCUUGUGCAUGAAUAUUCAAUACUAUACUUCUUCUCAAUUGCUUACUAUUACUUUUAACUCUAUAUUGUUAUGGCCGCCUUCCGCCGCUCCGGUUGCGACGCUGAGACGCCGCUUCUCGAUGACACCGUCCAGGAUGUGGUUGACUAUGAAGGCCGUCCGGCAGUAAGAUCGAGAUCGGGUGGCUGGAGGUCAGCCGCUUUUAUCAUAGGUGCUGAGGUGUUUGAGAGGUUUGCUUGCUAUGGUGUUCGUUCCAACCUUAUCAACUUUCUAACCGGACAGCUGGGACAAUCCACAGCUGCGGCGGCCGCCAACGUGAAUCUAUGGUCGGGAACGGCAUGGUUGCUGCCUAUGUUAGGAGCCUUCGUGGCUGAUUCAUUUCUUGGGCGCUACCGUAGCAUUAUUUUCGCUUCUCUGGUCUACAUUCCGGCACUAGGUUUGUUGGCUCUGUCGGCUUUACUAUCUCCUGGUGGGUUCAAAUCAGUAUUAUUCUUCUCUUCCCUAUAUCUAAUCGGAGUCGGACAAGGCGGACACAAACCUUCCCUUCAGGCUUUUGGAGCCGAUCAAUUCGACGGAAAAGAUCCAGAGGAGUCCAAAGCCAAAAGUUCAUUCUUCAAUUGGUGGUAUUUUGGUAUAUGCACAGGCAUUUUACUAGCAUAUUUAAUAGUAUGCUACAUUCAAGAAGAUAUCAGCUGGGCUCUGGGUUAUGGAAUUCUUUUCGUUGGGAUGGUGAUUUCUUUGGUGGUUUUCUGGAUUGGAGCUAGAACUUAUAGGUAUACCAAUAUUAAACAAGACGAAAGUAGCCCAUUUGCUAGAAUUGGCCGAGUGUUUAUUGCAGCAUUUAGAAAUCGGAGGUUCUCCCCAUCGGCAAUUCCAACCGAAGAGGAAUCUCAUAAAGCCUUACCUCCACAAAGUUAUGAACAGUUCAAGUUCCUCAACAAGGCCUUAAUUGUACCAGUUGGCUUGGAAGAAGAUGAGAAGAUGCAUUGUACCAUUGAUGAGGUUCAAGAUGCAAGGUGUUUACUCAGACUUGUGCCAAUAUGGGGAACAUGCGUUGUUUUCGCUAUAGUUUUUGCACAAUCUUCAACUUUCUUUACCAAACAAGGAGCUACAAUGAACAGAGAACUUAUUUCUGGGUUUGAAAUACCAGCUGCUUCGCUGCAAUCUUUCAAUAGCAUUGCCAUCGUUCUCUUCGUUCCAGUUUAUGACCGCAUUCUCGUUCCAAUAGUAAGUUCAUUCACAAGAAAACCAUCCGGAAUUACAAUACUACAAAGAAUCGGAACAGGAAUAUUGUUGUCAAUUCUUACCAUAGUAGUUGCAGCCUUUGUUGAGACGAAAAGACUUAAAACAGCUCAAGAAUAUGGUUUGGUCGAUAUGCCAAACGCGACCGUUCCGAUGAGCAUGUGGUGGUUGGUUCCUCAAUACAUUUUGCUUGGCAUAGCAGAUGUUUUCACAAUGGUUGGUAUGCAAGAGUUUUUCUCAGAACAGGUUCCAACUGAAAUGAGGAGCAUGGGAGUCUCACUCUACCUUAGUAUUCUUGGUAUGGGGAGCUUUCUAAGCAGCUUUCUUAUCUCGGCCAUUGAUCAAAUUACUAGCGGUUUUGGUCAAGAUAGUUGGUUUUCUAGUAAUUUAAAUCGAGCUCACAUCGACUACUUUUAUUGGCUACUUGCUGGGAUAUGCGCAGUUGGAUUUGUUGCCUACUUGUGUUUUGCAAGAUGUUACAUUUAUAAACUAUAAGGAUUCAUAUAUAUUUUAUAUUUUUUUUAUGUAAUAUUUUUUUAGUACUAUUAUUUCUUCUGUCUAUUUGUUAAUACAGUUUCCAAACGCUUAACUUGUUUGCAAGUGAAUUUAAUAUGUAUAUCAAGCUAUAUCAGUAUCUAUAACAAAUUAAACUUUUGAUAUUUA